AUGUCCAGACCGUCCCUCCCGAGCCGGCCUUCUGGCGAAUUCGGCGAUGCCGCUCUGGGAGGAGCCCCCCAGCGGGCGAGCGCCCUGUCAACCCGCAUUUCCAGCGUGCUGUCCGCCUCGUACGCCGACCUCGAGAUCCGCGAUGCUCUCGAGACUUUGGAUGCUCGCGGCCUCAAGAACACCCAGGACAUGCGCCGUCAGCUGAGGCUCGACGUGCAGCGCGACGUCAUCCGCUGCAAUGGCGACAUCGUCCAGGAUUUCGGCCGCGUCGCCGAGCAAUUGCGCCGCGUCGGCACCGCGAUUCAGGCCUUGAACAGGUGCUGUGCCGACAUGAGGGCCCAGAUCUCGUCCGCCAACAGCGAGACGAAGCCGAUGCUGGAUGAGGCCUCGACGCUGAUGGGUCAAAAGGCCGAUACGGAGAAGAAGCAGCGCCUGCUGGAAGCGCUGAAAUCUCACUUCAUCCUCUCGGACGAGCAGCUGUUUACCCUGACGUCGACCACCGAGCCCGUCAACGACGAAUUUUUCCAACUACUCACCAGGGUCAAGAAGAUACAUCAUGACAGCCAGCUGCUCCUGGGCACCGAAGACCAGCGGCUGGGCCUGGAGAUCCUCGAGCAGAGUUCGAAACAGCUGAGCUCCGCCUUCCAAAAGCUCUACCGAUGGGUCCAGCGCGAGUUCAAGAGCUUGGACCUCGAGAACCCGCAGAUCAGCGCUUCCAUCCGCCGCGCGCUGCGCGUGCUCGCUGAGAGGCCCACCCUAUUCCAGAGCUGCCUGGAUUUCUUUGCAGAAGCCCGAGAGCACACGCUGUCCGACGCCUUUUACAACGCCUUGACCGGAGCUGCUGCCGACGUCGGUUCCUCCACGGCCAAGCCGAUUGAGUUUUAUGCGCACGACCCGCUGCGCUACGUCGGCGACAUGCUGGCCUGGGUCCACUCCACCACCGUGUCGGAGCGCGAGGCCCUGGAGGUGCUCUUCAUCUCGGAAGGGGACGAGAUCUCGAAGAGCAUCCAGCAGGGACUAGAAAGCGAACCGUGGCUGCGCGUUGAAGGCGAGGAAGGAGAGGUGUUCGAUGGGAAAAAGGCUCUGCAUCAGCUCGUCAGUCGCGAUCUCGCCGGCGUCGCGAGGUUGUUGAGGCAGCGGACCGAGCAAGUCGUCCAGAGCCACGAGGACGCGGUCCUUGCCUUCAAGAUUGCGAAUCUGAUCGGCUUCUACCACAACACCUUCUCAAAGCUCGUCGGCACGGACUCGCCCAUCUUGGACGUCCUGGCUGCCCUGGAAGAGUCGGCUCUGAGGCAGUUCCGGGCGAACAUGCGGGACCACGUCGCCAGCGUCCAGAGCGACCUGGCGAUCGCACCGGCGAACCUCGCGCCGCCCGAUUUUCUCGACGAGGCGCUCGAGAUGCUCAAGGCACUCCUCAAGAGCUACGACUCGUCCAUGGCGGCGCUCGACAACCGCGAGAAUGGGUUUCAGCCGGUCCUGGCCGAGGCUCUCGACCCCUUUCUCAACGGCUGCGAAAACCUCUACAAGAGGCUGCAGGAGCCCGACAACGAUGUGUUUGCCAUCAACUGCCUCCUCGCCGCGCGGUCGGUCUUGGAGGACUUUUCCUUCGUCAAGGAGAGGGUCGAGGAGAUGGACGGCACGAUGCGGGAACACAAAUCGAAACUGGUGGCCUCCCAGCACAGAUAUUUCUUGCACACUUCGGGACUUUACCCGCUAAAGGCUAUACUGUCCGAGCUGUCCGAGUCCGAGGAAGACCUGAAGUCGAUCCCUCAGCUGCCUCCGUUCAAGCCAGAAACUCUGGUGAAUGCUGGAGGCCAACUGGACGACUUCCUGCCCUCUGCGCUGAUGGAUGCGAUGGACAAUAUCAAACGGCUACGGGACGCGAGGAUGGUCCAAGAGAUCACAGAGGCGGCUGCGGAGCAGUUCUGCGAAGAUUUUGAAUUCGUCGAGAAUCGGAUCCUGGCGGCAGACGAGGUGAGGGUGGUCGAGAAUGGCGCAGAGGAAGCGCCCGCUCCGAGCCUGAGGGAUCUCUUCCCUCGCACGAGUGGGGAAAUUAGAGUGCUGCUGAGCUAG
Messenger RNA from Lasiodiplodia theobromae, 2073 nucleotides. RefSeq names its product Component of oligomeric golgi complex 6. Gene Ontology annotation, cellular component: COG complex. The transcript is spliced from 2 exons. NCBI's taxonomy places the organism in Eukaryota, Fungi, Ascomycota, Dothideomycetes, Botryosphaeriales, Botryosphaeriaceae. Bases 1 to 2073 code for a protein of 690 amino acids. Gene Ontology annotation, biological process: intra-Golgi vesicle-mediated transport. The record is from RefSeq and is a predicted model, not a curated record.